Pyrenophora tritici-repentis Pt-1C-BFP is the source of this 1896-nucleotide messenger RNA. RefSeq names its product Tymo-45kd-70kd domain containing protein. Lineage: Eukaryota; Fungi; Ascomycota; Dothideomycetes; Pleosporales; Pleosporaceae. The record is from RefSeq and is a predicted model, not a curated record.
AUGUCUGGGCAACAAAAGCUAAUUAAUAACGCGAGGAUCGCGCGGCACAAAGCCAUCCACCAGAAGGUGUACAUUGGUGGUGUUAAAGGCUGCCAUACGCUGGAAACAGGUGUUGCGUACCACUACCGCGGCCACUUUGUCUACGCAUACCCAGCGGGCGUUCCCGUCGAACCAGUCCCGUAUUCGACCAAGCAAGGGAUUAACAUUGUCGGUGUGGCUCAACAUCUUGCGCCGCCUUACGAUCGAAACGCGCCGGAUCUGGUCGACGAGUGCACCAUCUCCGCCCUCAAGAGAGCAUGUGUUCACGAGUUUGAAUAUCAGCAGCAGCAGCAGCAGCAGCAGCAGCAGCAAGAAGAGCUCAGGAAGAAAGAGACUGAGGGAGUACUGGAAGAAGAGGCGAAGCCAAAGGAAGAAGUAGAGACCGAGGCCGAGACUGUGGCAGUGACUACUGACGCAAACGAGGAUGAUGUCACCACGACUCACAAGGAAACUGCACCGCAGCGUGUGUCAAGUGCGCCCCUCUCACGUGUCUCAUCAAAGACUACACUGUUUGUACCUACACCAGUAGCUUCGCGCAGUAUCUCACUUGCUGCCCUCAACGCCCGAAUUUCACCUGAUGCCCUCAACAGCACGAGCAUCUCACUUGCCGCGCUCAACAACGCCCCUCGCAUGGGAACUGUAGCAGCUCCUCUCCCCACCCAUGCACCUUCAACAUUGGCGGGCUUGAGAUUCACUCCCCACGAUCGUGGUCACUACCUCGCCUACUCCGCCCCAGGAUCACGCCAAGCUUCCAUCGACAACACUCCAUUGGUCUCGCGCGCCGUCUCACCCAACUACGGUCUUAGUGUUCCUGGCCAUGGUCUACAUCGUUCCGCAGCGAGCACUACGCGCCUGGAACAGCUACUAUCCGAAGAAGGUGUUCGUCGGUCUAUGACUUCUCUUCGCCUUCCUGGAUUCUCGGUGAAAGACUCGAUCGAAAAGUUUUCCGUGAAACAGGGCUGGAUGGAUCCCGAAGACGUGAUUGCGUUUGUGGAAAUUGUCUCGCAGCAUCCGUCGCGCCAGGCUUCACGGCAACAGUCCAGGGACAAUAGCCCGGGUCCUACGACUGACGAAGAGAAAGAUGGCUUGUAUCUCCAUAGGACCGGUCACUCGGAUAUGAUUGGUACCACUACUUCUAAGAAGCAGACGCCCAAUGAGAUACCUAUCGGGACGCGUAGUCCGUUUGACUCGUCUAGUGAUUCGGAGGAUGCGAAUGAGUUUGAGCCAUUACUAGGCGGACUGGAAUCUAAUCAUGUUCGGUCCAUGGAGGUAUUGUCCAAGCAGAAAAAGCCUGUCUCGCAAAAGUCAGAGACGCCUCAUGUUGGCUCCCAGAUUAAACCAUCUCCUCUGUCCCAGCUCAUGAUUAACCGCGCUCCUCGCAGCCCCAACCGCACCGACAUGCCCACGACACCUCCCUUCGCCUUCCCCAUUGUCCCGGAAACCGGUACCUCCGCCUUUCCGAGCUUCCAAGACACACCGCCCCGGUCCCCCUCCUACGUGCCCACCCACACAGGCCGCCCCCGCGCCGCAUCCAAGAUCCUCAAUGAAGCCUACAACGCCGCCAACCCGUCUAACUUACCUCGCACCCCGACAGUUUCCUCCAUGGCGGGCGCUGAGAAACCUGAUGUCAAGCAUCCUGUCACUACAUCCACACUGCGUUGCUCUAUCCACCACUCCGAGGCCUGCGACGGGAAGUUCGUCUCGCAGCAGCAUCUUACGCAACGCCAUCGGGAGGGUAAUGGGUUCAAGGACUUGGUGCCUACGAUCAACUGUGUGGAUGGUAGGACUAUGGUGGAUUGGGCGAUGAUUCGGGAUCAGGAGAUGGAGAAGAUGCGGAUUGAGAAGGGUGAGAAGUAG